This is a messenger RNA of Striga hermonthica, 939 nucleotides long. Lineage: Eukaryota; Viridiplantae; Streptophyta; Magnoliopsida; Lamiales; Orobanchaceae. The record is from the annotation of a GenBank genome assembly.
AUGGGGAACCCCCCAAAACCCCUCCCUCUUCUCUUCACCCUUCUAGCCAUCCUCCUCCGAUUUGCCCCGCAUUCCCGGCCCGAACCCGACUCCACCACCGUCGUCUACAAGGGCUGCUCCAACCAGUCCUUCUCGGACCCCUCCGGCGCUUCCUCCCAGGCAAUUUCCACCGUGUUCGGCACCCUCGUCGCCCAGUCCUCCAGAAACAAGUUCUUCCGGACAACCGCCGCCGCCGCCGGCCGGGACUCCAUCGACGGCCUCUUCCAGUGCCGGGGCGACCUCUCCAACGUGGACUGCUACAGCUGCGUGAGCAAGCUUCCCAUCCUCAUCGACCGGCUCUGCGGCGGCCGGCCCGUCGCCGCCCGGCUGCACCUCGCCGGCUGCUACAUGUCGUACGAGGUGUCGGGGUACUCGAGGGUGUCAGGAAUGGAGAUGCUGUACAAGGACUGCAGCGAGAAGAGCGCCGGCGGGCAAGGGUUCGAGGAGAGGAGGGACACGGCCCUGAGCGCGCUGGAGAGCGGGAUGAGCGGCAACGGCGUCCGGGACGGGUUCUACUCCGCGAGCGCCGAGUCCGUGUACGUGAUGGGGCAGUGCGAGGGCGACGUGGGGGCCGCCGACUGCGCUGACUGCGUGCGGAUUGCGGUGCAGAGGGCGCAGGUCGAGUGCGGGAGCUCGGUUGCGGGUCGGGUCUACCUGGACAAGUGCUUUGUCGGGUACGGGUAUGGCCCGAAUGGGUCGCCCAAGAAAUCCGCCUCUGCUUCCUUCAAUUCUCCAUAUUCUUCUUCAUACUCAUCAUCCUCCUCUUCUUCUUCCUCAGGGGAUGGGCCGAAUACCGGAAAGACGAUGGCUAUAAUAUUAGGCGGGGCAGCCGGAGUCGGGUUUCUGGUCAUCUGCAUUCUGUUCGCGAGAGGUGCAGUGAAGAAAAAGGAUGAUUUUUGA